Molecule: messenger RNA, 2145 nt
Organism: Psilocybe cubensis
Lineage: Eukaryota; Fungi; Basidiomycota; Agaricomycetes; Agaricales; Agrocybaceae
Exons: 7
Coding region: 1-2145 (714 amino acids)
Biological process (GO): intracellular magnesium ion homeostasis; magnesium ion transmembrane transport
Cellular component (GO): plasma membrane
Molecular function (GO): magnesium ion transmembrane transporter activity
Source: RefSeq, a predicted model, not a curated record
AUGUCCGUCCACAUUGAACAUAAUCAGGAAGACAUAUAUCGGGGCGAGCCUCCUCACAUUCAUAAUGAGCUUCCUGACUCGGCCCCGUCUCUCUCUUCCAAUUCUGCCGACUCGGUUUCUUCUUCAUCCUCUUCUUCAUCCUCUUCUUCAUUUCUGGCCGGCGGUAGAAUAGGCGCCAUCGCCGCUAAGCUUGAGCUCGCGAUUACUAGAUGGGCUCGAAAUGUCAGAGGAAACUCUUCCAAUGCUUCUGAUUCUUCCAGCUCCAGCUCGUCAUCGUCUUCAUCGUCCCAGUCCUCCGUGGCCACUCUCACCAAAUCACAGCUUGCCAGAAGGCGGAGGAAGAGGACUAGGAGUAUCUCAUCGCUGCGCACAAUGCUUUCUGAGCGCGAUAUUGCAGCUCGUAUUACACGCAUGAAGGCGUUGGAGAGGUCAAGGCAGAUCCCGAGGGAGUUUGCGCUAUAUCUGCCACCUUCCAUGAUGCCGGCAGUCCAUGAACAGCAAGCUCCCCAAAUUAGUACAGAUGCGUUCCAGAGUACAGACCGGCGCGUCACAUGGACUACAUCCCUACCAUUGGUCCUUGCGCAACUCGAUAUAGCGAUCCGGAAACCUGCUAAGCAUCGUCGGCCCCGUCCAAGAAAUAAGUUUCUCGGUAUAUCUGAAGCCGCUUCAGAUUCCCCACAAUCCCCUGCGCAUUAUAUCCCGCGUAUUCAACGCAGUAAAACGUCCACACCCAGGUCAAUGUCUGCUUCUCCUAUGGGUGCCCGGAAAGCGAGAAAGGGUAAAGAAAGGGCAGCACCUAGAAUGGACAAACCUACAGUGAUCCGUGAGGAACCUCAGGUCAAGCCGCAAGCAUGGUUUUUGGAUGUAGCCAACCCCACAUGGGCAGAUUUACGGGCUAUUGGCAAGCUUCUGCACAUCCAUCCUUUGACGCUUGAGGAUAUUCUUCAGCAAGACCCUCGAGAGAAACUCGAGCUUUUCACGAAGUUGGGCUACUAUUUUAUAUCGUUUCGAACCAUAGAGAGUCAAGCCACCAGAGAUAAGAUUCGUCGAGAAACCGGACUCAUGGAAACUUCAAGCAAAUCUGCACUUGACGAGGGCUCAAUAGGAGAAGCCAAUGUAUACCUUACAGUCUUUAAAGAUGGAAUAUGUUGUUUCCAUUUCACAGAUAUCUCUGAACAUACCAACCGUGUAAGGAAUCGCCUACUGCUGAAAGAGGAAUUUGUAAACAAGUCUUCGGAUUGGAUAACCCAUAACAUUCUAGAUUCCGUUGUUGAUUCCUUUUUCCCUUUUCUCGAGGAUAUUGAAAAGGAAGCAUUCGCUAUAGAUCAUAUUGUUUACAGUGGGGAAACCGGCCCAAUUGUGCCCUCCGGUCCUCCUGUAGAAUUCUCGAAGUCUAUCACAUCCGAUUUUAUACCGCUUCUCAAGCAAGAAGAAUCACCUUUAUCUAAGGUUACACUAGUCAAGGAAAAAUAUUCACCUGCAGAGAAACUACGAAAUUCCUAUCGCCCUCGUUUUGCCUCACCUCGACUUAACGUUCGGCUCUUUUUCCGUCGUACUAAACGACGUGUGGCUAAUUUUUGGGAACUUCUGUGGGCUAGGCCCGAGAUGGCUCCAAGUGGGACGCAGCUUACUUUGCGACGUAUGGCUAGAACAAGAAAAUUGGUUACCGUUUUGGGUCGAUUGCUCGCAACCAAAUCAGAUGUGGUCAUGCAAAUACAAAAGCGUCUCGCGAAGGCAGCAGCAGAUGGACAUAAUUCCGAAGAAUUCGAAGUAGCCAUUUACAUGGGCGAUGUUCAAGACCACAUCUUGACCUUGCAACAUUCUUUGGCCCAUUAUGAGCGUAUGCUCAGCCAGUCUCACCCGACAUACCUGGCUCAACUCCGGACCAUGUCAGAGACCUCUAAGGGCUCCACAGACAUGAACCUCCUACUCUUAACGGUAGUCACUCUUUCAGUACUUUGUCUUCAGACUCUAACGGGUCUCUUUUCUUUGAACGUCACAAUACCCACAAAUGCACAUGCAGUGGGAAGUCCUCACAAUGUGUUCGGAAUCAUCCUUUCACUUGCAGUUGUAAUUCUCAUCAGUUACCUGUCUCUUGUCCGUUAUUGGUGGAACAAUGCUAAGCGGCGGCGUACGUCGCUAUGA